Messenger RNA from Paramecium sonneborni, 1309 nucleotides. The record is from the annotation of a GenBank genome assembly. NCBI's taxonomy places the organism in Eukaryota, Ciliophora, Oligohymenophorea, Peniculida, Parameciidae.
UCUGAAUGUUCUUCGACAAAGAAAGAAUUGUAAAAUUGAUGCAAUAGAACUAAAUAGCAUCUCCUUCAUCCUUUAAAAUAGAUUCUCCUAGAAUAUAUUCAAAAACUCCUAAUUCCUCAUCAAAAUUAAAUUUUGAUCUUACUUCAAAAGGCAAGCUUAAAUUGAAUUUUUUAGCAGACAAUCCCUCUUUAACCAAUCGUUACAUGUUGAAUACUAAGAAUAAAACAAAAUAGCAAAAAUAUUUGUUUAGUAAAGAAAAUAAGUUUAUCGAGUCAUCACUCAAAAAAAGCUAAUUAUACCCAUCUACAGAUUCAAUACUCUAAAAUCUUAACAUAUAAUCUCCUAGCUCUACAUUUAGUGAAGAGUUCAUGAAAAUUAAUUAAAAAUUCAAUUCAGUUAAAAAUGCGGAUAAUGAACAAUGCUUUUAGCGAAAACAGAGUAAUUCAGUAAUAUAAUUGAUAAAUAAGAAUGCAACUUAACUUGAAGGAUACGAAAAUAAGUAUAAAUUAAUAUUCAAAGCUAUUAUAGUUCUGUAAUGAGAUCAACAGAUAAAGUAAAAUAAUAAUUUAAUGAAAUUACACUUUUGGAUUUGAAAAGUUAGAAUAUAUAUUUAUAAGUAAGAAAUUUCUAUUUACAUUUUUAAGUAAGAAAAUACCACUAUGAAAUCUUAAUUGUAAUCUUUAUAAGAUAAUAUUAAACAUUAAAAUAAAGUUAUUGAGAAGUUAAAAUAUAAUAUUUAAUAACUUGAAUAGUAAUAUAUAUUUAAAAACUAAAGAUAGAUUUAACAUCUAAUUGAAGGAGAAGGAUGAAAAAUCAACAUCUAUUAUAGAUAAACUCAACUCUUAAUUAAAUGUUGAAGGGUUAAUUCAAGAGGAACUCAGAAAAAAUAUGGUAGAAAAAUAAUAAGAACUUAGUAAAUAUAAUUUAGUAAUUUAAAAAAAUUAAUAUUUUUUAGAUCGAACAAGAGAUCAAGAAAAUUGAAGAUUUUCAUUUUGAAACUUUAAGUAAGAUAAAUAAGGAACUCAAGGAAUAGUAAGUUUAACUUAAAAUUCUGAAUCAUCAUAUUAGUUGUUUAUCAUAAAUAUCAAUUCUAUUAUCAGAAAAGGAGGAAAUUCCGAUUGAAAUUUUGUUUAAAUAUAAGUAAAACCCUCAGAUUUCAUAAAAAUUAUAGGAUUCAGAGAAAAUUGAAAACAUUCUUCAGUCAAACUCGAAACUGAUAAAAGAGUUAUACGAUUUAAUUGGAAAAUCGUUUGAAAAAAUAUCAUACAACUUUGUUUAAGAAUAUUCAUAAAUCUUGUAUAAGUAAUGA